CCAAAUAAGGUAGAUGUUCCCAUCAACAUGGCAACUGAAAACAUGGAGCUUUUCUGUGGUCCAUGCUCAAUAAGUCGUAAAAAGUCUAAAUCAACUAGAUGGUGCUUAGAGUGUGAAGAAGGACUUUGUGAUGAUUGUGUUGACCACCACAAACGGAUGAAAAUGUCACGUGGUCAUACAACAAUAGACGCCAAUCAGUAUGAAAAACUUCCAUCUUUCAUUCACACGAUCAACCCCGACUGUACCGAGCACAAACGGAAAUUAGAACUAUAUUGCCCAUCUCAUAAGGUCCAAUGUUGUAUGCAGUGUGUCCUUACUGACCAUCAUAAAUGUAUCGAUGUGACGCCGUUAGAAAGUGUGGCUGCUUCAGUCAAGUCGUCGUCUGCCUUUCAUGAACUUGAUAGAGAUAUCGAAGGUGUGCUAGGAGACUUAGAAAAGGUGGCAAGAAGUCGGUCUAAUAAUUUGAAUAGAAUCACAGAGGAAGAAGCACGAAUUAAAAGUGAAAUAUUGACAUUAAGAACACAGUUUAACGAACAUUUAGACAAACUGGAGGACAAAAUAUCAAACGAUUUACAAGUAAUUGAAUCUCUCGAGAACUCAAAGAUUGAUGCUGUUCUUCGAGAAGUAAACGAGAGGCGCGAUAAUUUGGUUUCACUACAAAAAGAUCUGAAGGGCAUAAAAUUGCAUGCCACUGAUAUACAAGCAUUCAAUGGCAUUAGACAUACAGAAUCCCAGCUGGAAUCAAGCAAAAGUUACUUGCAGUACUUGCAAACGAGUGAUACGACCGUAGAUGUGGAUAUUUCUUUUGAAACUUCCCCCAGUGUCAAACUCAUCAUGAGUAAAAUUACAUCGUUCGGUAAAAUAAAUGUAGUGACUGCGCAUAAAUCUGCUUUACAUCCAGUGGUUCGAUCUAGAUCUCUUACAACACCAAGAUCAUCAAGAGAAAUUACUUUAAAAAGCGGUAAAACAUCACUAACUCAAAUCCCUGAAGCAAUUCGACACGAAAUUGAUGUAAGGAAAAUCUCACUACUUUUUCAUAGGAAAAUAUCAAUUCCUGUUGGACAACUUGGUAUAAUUUCUAGUAUUAUUAGGUUAAUCGACAAAAAAAUAAUGGUGGCCGAGUCGUCCUACAAAAAUGGUCAUCUCUAUUUAUUCAACGCUUUAGGGAAAUAUCUAAAAGAAAUAAAAAUAACUGGCGAUCCAUGGGACGUAACUCAGUUAGAUGGAACAACCAUCGCUGUCACAUAUCCCGACCAAAAUGAAGUGAAACUUAUUAACUGUAUGAAUGGGGAUAUUAUAGACACGAUUCCAUUACAAAAGUCGGGAUGGGGACUUUGUAGUGAUGACUAUGCUAUUUUUGUUGGCAUGAAAGGCAACGAGCUACUGGAAUUAGAUUACUUUGGAAACAGGAUCAAGAGUACAACUAUCAAGUCGAGGCUAGAAAACUUCCACAUCGGUUCAGACAGCAUUUACUACACAGACCCUAAGAAACAUUUGUUGUAUUGCGUUUCUGUAACGGGUACGUUGAUGUGGACGUACCAAAAUGAGUACAUGAGAGGGCCUCAGACCGUAACAACGGACAAAUAUGGUAAUAUUUUCGUCGCGUGCAGUGAUAAUCAUUGCAUUGUAGUUAUUUCUCCUGAUAGAAAUAAAAUUCGGAUACUACUUGGGAAAAGUGUUGGACUAGAACGUCCUCAAGCUAUUUAUAUUGACAAAGAAAACUCCGUUCUACUGGUAAGCAAUCGGAACGGAAAAUUUGCCGCAAUGUAUAAAAUUGUGUAUCGAUAAUAUUAUUUAUGUGCAUUGGGAAUAAAUUUAAAGGAUCUUAUUUAUUUGAAAUCUCGCUAACAUUUAUUUUUGCAAUGCAAUAUCUGGAGAUGGUAAAAAAUCCCGGUACACAGAGAUCAUGUUUAAUUUGUAAAUGUUUUAACUCUAGCUUUUAUCAUUAAAUUCCAGCAAAAACAUAAAAUGAGAGAUUUCAUAUAUCCUUUAAGGUGGACUUGAUUCGAAUUCCCUAAUUUGAAUCAAUAUAUACAAAUAUAGAUAUGCAAGUACUUAGGUGACACAUCUAUAGAUUUUCACGCUUAAAUGUCUUACAAACAUAAUCCAUUGUAUUCAUUUUUCAAAGAAGUUCACUUUAUUUUGACCAAUGCCACAUAGAGGAUAAUUAUAUGUCAAUCUAAAUGUGACGGAAAACGAUUGAAUACAAGAUGAAAGUUGGGUACCAAGAGACUAUAUUUAUAUUAUAAAAGAGUAUCGUUUAAGUUAGUAAGUAAAAGGCCGUACGGUGAUCUAUAGUUGUUAAUUUCUGUGUCAUUUGGUCUCUUGUGGAGAGUUGUCUCAUUGGCAAUCAUACCACAUCUUCUUUUUUAUAUUUACAUUGUAUUUGAAAUUUUUUUGAAAAGAAGUCAUCAGGUAAAUGAGCAGUGCAAUACAUUGUAGGCUGUACUUUUCACAAUUAUUAUAAUAUCCAUUAUUGUUUCUUUCGGGACACAUCAACGGAAACUGCAGAGCUUGCAGAUUGAACAUGUUUAACACGUGUAUCGAAGUCGAUUUAGCUAUGAGCAUUUUGUUGAGUGAUAACGAAUAUGUCAAACUUAAUCUUAUUUUGAACACAAAUCUUGUUGUGUUUGUUUGUUGGUAUAUAAACGCAAAUUCAACCACUUUGGUUAUAUUAUGACGGAAAGUUUUUAUUGGAGGUGGUAGCCUGAAUACUCGAAGAGAACCACCGACCUUAGACAUGAAAAGGUAUUCCUUGUCAAUUAAGAUCGGAGUCGAACACAUUUCGCCGCGAACGGGAUUAGGGCCCUUAUGCAUAAACCCACUUAAGUUAAGAACUAAUUUAUCGUAGGACAUGUAGAAAAAUCCGUCCAUUCCAAAUCUUAACUCAAGUAGCUUUAUGCAAACGGGCCCUGAACUCGCAACCUUAGAGUUGAGUGUCUAGUGAUCACUUUAGAUGAACUAUUUAGACCACUCCGCCCCGACGGAUGGUCAUUAAUACCAGCAAUCUAGUUAAUUUGAUGGUGAUCUUUCAACUGUACUGUAAGUAGUGGUUAGUAAUAGUAGUUAUAUGGCCGACCGCUCGAUUGAUUGAUUUAAAUACACAAACCACUGUUAUUACCGUUACUAUGGGUUUCAAUAAAUAAAUUGUAAAUGUAUCAUAUAUAUUAAAUAGCAUGCCAUGUUUUAUUGCUUAUAAUAAACUGUUUUUAUAUCA
Mytilus californianus (California mussel) is the source of this 3217-nucleotide messenger RNA. RefSeq lists its product as uncharacterized. NCBI's taxonomy places the organism in Eukaryota, Metazoa, Mollusca, Bivalvia, Mytilida, Mytilidae. The transcript has a single exon. Bases 28 to 1788 code for a protein of 586 amino acids. The record is from RefSeq and is a predicted model, not a curated record.